AUGGCGGGUUUGGCAAUUUCACCUCCUCUGGGUCUCUCCUUCUCUUCUCGAGCUAGAAGCCCUAAACCCACUUCGUAUCUAUCUCACAAUCAAAGAAACUCUACAAAGCGUAUAGUGUCUGCUCUGCCGAGUCCGUAUGGCGAUUCUCUUAAAGCUGGACUUUCGAGUAAUGUUUCUGGCUCCCAAUUGAAGAUUGACAACAAGGAUCCUCGUAGUAUCGAUCCAAGAUUUGGAGUGAUAGAGGCGAAAAAGGGAAACCCCCCUGUAAUGCCAUCAGUGAUGACCCCUGGAGGACCUUUAGACCUUUCCUCUGUGUUAUUCCGCAACCGCAUCAUCUUCAUCGGACAACCAAUCAACGCUCAGGUUGCUCAGCGAGUCAUAUCUCAACUUGUAACCCUCGCAUCUAUUGAUGACAAAUCCGACAUCCUGAUGUACUUGAAUUGCCCCGGUGGCAGUACCUACUCCGUCUUAGCAAUCUAUGAUUGUAUGUCGUGGAUUAAGCCGAAAGUUGGAACCGUGGCGUUUGGAGUAGCUGCAAGCCAAGGAGCUCUUCUUCUCGCUGGAGGUGAAAAAGGAAUGCGUUAUGCGAUGCCUAACACUCGUGUCAUGAUACAUCAACCUCAAACUGGUUGCGGAGGCCAUGUGGAGGACGUGAGGAGACAGGUGAAUGAAGCUAUUGAAUCCCGACAAAAAAUUGACCUGAUGUAUGCAGCUUUUACUGGACAGCCUCUCGAGAAAGUGCAACAGUACACUGAAAGAGAUCGUUUCCUAUCUGCAUCUGAGGCGCUUGAGUUCGGGCUUAUCGACGGUCUAUUGGAAACUGAAUACUGA
This is a messenger RNA of Microthlaspi erraticum, 831 nucleotides long. The record is from the annotation of a GenBank genome assembly. NCBI's taxonomy places the organism in Eukaryota, Viridiplantae, Streptophyta, Magnoliopsida, Brassicales, Brassicaceae.